AUGUUGCGCGCCGGCGGCCCAGCUGCCCCGGGCGUUUUCCCCUUGGCGUCUCCAAAGCUGGCGCUGCUGCCGCUGGCGCCGCUCGCGCCACGGCCCUACCCGCGGGUGGCCUUCAAGUCUUCGCGGAUCGCUGUGCGCAGCUCGGCACAGGAGGAUCAUCAGCACCGGGAGCGGAAACGCAAGCGCUUGGUGGUGGUUUUUGGGCUCGUGCUCAGCUACUCGUGGUACUACGUGUGUCGCCUGUCCCUGACCUAUGCGGCCCCGGCCAUCGUGAGGGAAGAGGGGUUGGACCUGCGCAGGUUGGGGGCGAUCCUGAGCUGCGGACAGAUCUCGAUCGGCUUCAGCAAGAUCCUCUCCAGCGUGCUGACAGCCGACCUCUCGCCCUCCCGGUGCCUGGUCGUUGGUCUCCUGCUGACGGCUGGCUGCAACGUGCUGGCGUCCCUGGCGCCCGGCGACGGAGCCACCAAGCUGGUGCUGAUCCUGGCAGGUCUGUGGGCCCUCAAUGGUCUCUUCCAGGGCUUGGGGAGUCCUUCCUGUGCCCGCAUCAUCAGUGCCUGGUGCAGCGCCAAGGAGCGCGGCUUCUUCUGGUCGCUGUGGAAUGUGUCCAACAACCUGGGUGGCGCCUUGGCGCCGCUAAUGGUAGGCUUUGGGGCAGCUGCUGGCUGGCGUGGAAGUCUGCUGCUGGCAGGCUUCAGCGCGGCCGUCGUCAGCUUCCUGGUCUUUCUCCUGGUGCACGACUCUCCCAGUGCCGCUGCCGCUGCGAAGGCGGCGAAGGCAGCGAAGGCGGCGAAGGCGAAGGCGCCUGCCGUGCCGGGCUCCGCGGAGGAUCAGCUCAGCGGAGCCUCAUUGUUCUGGAGGGGCUGUCUGCUGCAGCCGGGCAUGGCCAGUUUGGCCAUGGCCAACUUUCUCAUCUACGGCCUGAAGAGCGCACUGAUCUGCUGGUUGGCCUUCUAUGUGCAGUCCUAUGGGCACAAUGCGCUCUCUGCCGCGCCGCGCCUCAGCACUUUUGAGUGUGGUGGGCUGUUUGGCAGCGUGCUGAGUGGUCCCUUGAGCGACCGCUACUGGCAUCUCCGUGGCGGUGAAACGGGAUCCACCGCACCACUGGUGGGGUGUCGGGUGCAGGUGGCUAUGACCUUCGUUCUGUGUGUCAUGGUUCCGUCCGUCUUCACCGUGGUCUUUGCGCCCGGCGGCCGCAUCGGUUAUCCCGCCAUGUUCGCCUUGGGUCUCGGCUUGUACGUGGCUCAGUCCCUCUGCGCCCUGUGCGGCUUGGAAUUGGUGAGCGGCCGCGCUGCCGGGGUGUCGCAAGGUUUGCUGGGCUGGUCUGCUUACACCGGCGCGGCGGCUGCGGGGUUGCCCCUGGGUUGGCUCAUCCAAAGCUCAGGGUGGCAGGUGUGGCGAGUAUUGAUGGCUGGCGGCGCUCUGUUGGUCACUGCCCUGCUCUUGCCGCUGUGGCGCUUACCUUCCAACGAGCAGCGGCACGCCCGGGUGCUUUCUGAGUGA
Cladocopium goreaui is the source of this 1500-nucleotide messenger RNA. Lineage: Eukaryota; Dinophyceae; Suessiales; Symbiodiniaceae. The record is from the annotation of a GenBank genome assembly.